Rhizophagus irregularis DAOM 181602=DAOM 197198 is the source of this 592-nucleotide messenger RNA. RefSeq lists its product as uncharacterized. Lineage: Eukaryota; Fungi; Glomeromycota; Glomeromycetes; Glomerales; Glomeraceae. The record is from RefSeq and is a predicted model, not a curated record.
AUGAAUGAUCAACAAGGCCAAAGUCAAGGUAUCAGAGCAGAGGAAGAAGGAAUUCACCCACUUGACAUGAAUAUUAUCUCUUCCGGUCCCAAUGCUCCUUUUGUAACCACUUCACAAGUCCAAGAUCAAAACGACGUUAAUUUGGAUUUCUCUGAUUUUGAUUUAUACUCUCUUCUUACUAGUCUCAAUACUGAUCUUGUAACAACUUCACAAGUCCAAGAUCAAAACGACGUUAAUUUGGAUUUCACUGAUUUUGAUUUCAGCUCUCUUCCUGAUCCCAAUGUUCCUAUUGUAACCACUCCACAAGUUCAAGAUCAAAACAACGUUAAUUUGGAUUUCGGCUCCCUUCUUGAUUUGGAUGCCAAAUCUCUUCUUAACUUUGAUUUAGACUCUCUUCUUACUAGUCUCAAUACUGCUGUUGUAACAACUUCACAAGUUCAAGAUCAAAACAACGUUAAUUUGGGUGGAGUUGAAGAACAUAGCGUGAAUGUUUCCUUUCCUCCUGAUCCCACUAAAACUCACCCACAAAACCAACCAAGUUCUGCAGAAGGACGUCGAAGAAAUAUUACUUUGUACUCUAAUGUCCAGCUAG